AUGGAAACUGCUUUAAAUGGCUUGUCAUCGACCGUGAAACACAGUGCAACAAAAGAAGCCAUUCAAGCAGCCAAAGAAUCGCUGAAAAGUUUCAAAGAGAACAAAGAUGUAGCGCCAUUUCAUGUACGAGAUAAAUUGCUAUCCGCUUUUGAAUUAGCUUUGGAUAAUGGAAACGAAAAACAUUCUUAUUUUGCUGUUGAUGGAAUACAGAUUCUUUUGAGAGAUCAAAGUUUCCAUGAUAUAAAUACUGAAGAAGUCAAGAAUAGCCUAACUUCACAAAUUUUGAAUACACUGACCGGAAUUGAUGAAUACAAAGGACAAGUGCAAUGCAAAUGCAUAACCGUAAGUAUUUUUUAAACAUCAAGAAUGCCGCGUUUUUGGGCAGAAGAUGCGUGAGUUCGAUGUCGACUGACUUCAAUAAUGUUUUUUUCAGCUCUUGGUCGAAAUGGUUUGCAGCAAUGAGUUGAAAGUUUCUCUAACUGAUGUUGAAGAAUGUGUUCAGAUUUAUAAACGAUUAUAUGGAAAAUCUGAAGAAGAAAGGGUUCGUGUUGCUUGUAGAGCUGCAACUACACAAAGUCUCACAGCUUAUUUUUCAAACAGAUAUGCAGCAUGUGUAAGUUAUUCCUUGUCGUUGGCUCUUCUGAAAAAUUAAUUUCAGGAUGCGACACAGGAUUCGAUUGCCGUAUAUUUGGAUGUAUGUAAAUUUAUUGAAGAACUUUGCGCGGAAGUUGAACAAAUGAGCAGUUCACAUGAGCAAUGUUUGAUUUCGCUCGAUUCGAUUUGUGCACUUCUCACAACUUCGAAUCUAAAAAUAUUGCAACAUCAGCCAUUUGUCAAUUUGUUGUGGGAAAAAUUGUGUCCAUUGAUUAUUUUAUUAUUGGGAAUUCCAACUGGUUCGGCAGCUGGAUUAUUGAAAUCAGGGGUAAGAAAUUGGAAAGAAAUGGUCUAAAAAAUGAAAAGAAAUUCAAAUAAUCUCGAUUCUUCAGACCGAAAGAUCAACAAAAAGCUCAGAUGAGGAAAUAAUUGGAGAAGGUUCAGUUGAUUUUGCACUAGCUCCAGCAAUUCUUGCAAAUCCUCAUACAUGGCGAGCACUUUAUCAAAUUGUAGAACAACUUAUUCGCCUAAUGAUUCAUGAUAACUCUCUUACCUCAUCUCUAGAAGCACUAUUUCACAAAGCCUUUCUCUAUCCACGUGUUGAUCAACGUGGCGAAGCUCUAAAACUCAUCAAAAAACUUCUGGGCGAUCCGGCGAAGCUUAGCAAAAUUGCGAAACAUCCCAAAUCGCUGACAUCGCUUUGGCGAAUGUUGAUUCAAUGUGUUGGCGAAUGCGCGACGCCGCAAUUGGAACUUGCGAUUGACGCUGUGCGAUGUGUUGUGAGCAUUUUGGACGGAUUGAAACAGUUUGCGACACAUCGAUUUUUUACGGAUGAAGAAAGAGAUGCGAUUGAGAAAAUAUUGGGAGAGCAGAAAAAAGAGUUGGAAGAGAAGAGUGGGUUAAAUUCAUUUGAGAGAAAUAUGUUCUAGAAAACCAAACACAUUAUUUUGAGGACCAAGACAUCUACAGACCAAAUUCUCAAAUUUCAGACCCCGAAAAUCAAUCAUCAACAAUAAUUGAAGAAGAAGGAGAAGCUGAAGUUUUUGAGCAAGAUGAAAUGUGCCAAAAAUUGAAGCGCCUCGAGCAAAAAUUCAAUUUCUCCCAGGGAAAUUCUGCUGAAAUUUCAGCCAAAAUAUCGACGAGCUCAAGAAGAUCUAGUGAAUUGGAUGAAAGUGUGAGUUGAGAUUGUUCGGAACAAAAAACAUAUGAGAAGAUUUUUAGAGCGAAAGAAACACUGCCAAAAAAUUUGUGGAGAGCUUGUGGGAGAAUUUGGACGAUUUUUCGAGUCUGAAAUCGACUUUGGCUGUGGAUGAGACGAUUUUGCAGUUUGCUUCGAAUUUUUAUAAUAGUAAGCAAGGAAAUCUGGGCAAAAAAUCGGUUGAAGUUCAAGUUUUUACUCAGCAAACCAGGGCGUAGCUACAUUGUUGGAAUUCUGUAAAGACAGCCUGACAAAAAAAAAUUCAAAAAUUUCUACUUCUCUGCGAUCUCUCAAAUCCACACACAAAAUACCUCCCAAUACAUAAAUAUGUUCUUCUAGAUUUCUGCCUUGUUCACGCCGACGCCUACAAAAAUCGCUGCAAAAUCCAACAAGAAUUCCUCAACACCGACGCAAUUUACCUCACAACAUAUGCCGCCCUCACAUUUUUGAAUAGCUCAAAAUCCUCUCCUCUGAAAAUUGAGGAUUUCAAGAAAAUCGCGUUGGGUUCAGGUUGUGUAAUCCACGUGGCAAACGGGUGGAUUGAAAAGGUUUAUGAUAAUUUGAACGUGAAUCAUGAGUCUCAUGAUUUUUCAACGACACUCCGCGAUGUUAUUAAUGAUUUUUGUGAGAACGAAAAGAAGGGAUUACUAUCAGAUGUUGAGAAGCUUAAGAAAAUCACCCAAGGUGCCUUAGGAACCUUAGGAUCUGUGGAAGAAGAAACCCUAGCAUUUCAUCUGACAGAUCUUGCUUGGCCAAAUUUCAUAGAAGUUUUGUCGAUUUUCCUAUCUGCAAAAUCGCGAUCAUUGAAAAAGGAGCGCGAAAAGAUCCAGGAAGCAAUAUCAUUAUCGAUUUGUGGAAUGCGUGGCCUAGUUUCGUUGGCUCAAGUUCUCGGCCGUGGCCUAGAAACACGUUGUGGAUGGGUGUUUGAGCAGUUGGUUGAAACAAGUUGUUGUUUGGAGGAUUUGAGAGAAGAUGCUGUGGCUGAAGAAGGAGAAAGUGCGAGAAAAGAGAAAAUAAGGAUAUCGAGGUAGGAAGUUAUUCAGAAUUCCGCCUGGAAAUUUAAAAAAAUAAAAACGUGAACCCUUUGAUUUCCAAAACUAUUUCAAUUUCAUUUUUUUAAAAACAUGUUUUUUUUCUGGCUAAGUGUCAACUGAAAAAUAAUAAUUGUUUGCAGAGAACAUCUCUUGGCAAUGCAAUUAGUUUUGGACGAAUCCCGCAUUGCAAUUCAUUCACCAACCUGCUGGAAACAUAUUGUCAGAUGCACUGAAUAUGUUUGGGAACUCGAAAAAUAUAUCUAUGGAGCACUUUGCUAUGAAAAACCAUCGAGACUUAAAUUUUUGCGUCGAAAAACUGAAGAAGAAUCACCUUCCGAAAAUACCCAAGACCCUCAAAAAUCCGAAGAUUUUUCGAUUGAAAAUGCAAUUGGCGAAGAGAAAUUCAACACAAAUCUGUCAGUUCAUUCGAUAAAUCGAGCAAUUGCUGUACUAAUUGCAAAAGUCGAUCGAUUUUAUUCGCAAGUUUGUCGUGAAUUAUGUUUGCCUGCUUUGAGGGAAUUGUGUCGGGCGAUUGUUUCGGCAUCGGAGACAAGGAUUUUUUAUUCGCAAUUGAGUCAUGUGCAUUUAACGGCGCCAGUUAUGUUGUUGACAAGGUUGGAAUUUUUGGGAAAGAUAAAAUUGAGCUAAAUUUUUUUGAUAAUAUUGAGCUAAAUUUGAAAAUCGGGAAUUCGGAGUGACUACGAAACCGCGAUUUAUCAUUUUCAUCCAUAAAAUUUAGCUAAUCAAUCUAUUAUUUUGGAGCGAAAAUUCAUGAUUUCAGCCUGAAAUUAAAAUAAAAAAAGCUUGCAUAUUAGCAAGAAACGACAAGUACUGUAGGUUCGGAAAUAGAGCACGGAGCUGAAGGCUGCGUAGCAACAAGAAUUAAAUUCAUUCUUGUCAUUUUUAUUUCUGAAUAUAUCGGAAAAAUCUCAAUUUCAGAAUAAUUUUGGGUGAAAAAAAUCAGCUCCAAAUUCUGGAUAUGAACGAAAUAUUUUAAAUAUCAAGAAGUUUUUUUCAGAGUUGAAUUCCAGCUGAUAAAUGACUCAGGAUUUGCUAAAUUCUCAAUUUUUCCAGAAUAUCCGACAUAAUCAGUUCACUUUCUCAUCGUCCUCUCAUCCAUCAAAUGUUCAUUUAUCCAAUAGUUUCAUCACAUUUCGUUCAAGUUUGCCAAAGUGGCGAAGCUGAAACUGCACGAAUUUCAGCUUCUGCAUUGGCUGAAGUUGCAGCAAGAUUAUUAGUCUCUGAAACGCCCGGAUUAUGUUUCAAUCAAACGUUGGUUUUGCCAUUUCAGGUGAGAACAUUUAGCUGAAAAUCUCCGAACCUAUUUUGUUUCAGACAGCAACAUGCAGUGAUGGUUGCUCAGAUGAAACAAAAGAGCAAUUAUUGUGCUCACUGAGUCAACUUGUUCUAUCACAAGCUGAUAAAAUUGGAUCUGGCUGGAAACCACUUUUCGGCUCAUUAAAAGCUGUUAUAAAUGCAUCCGGUGAUGAAAAAGUGCAUUGGUGUUCGAUUGAUGUCAUUUCAUCGUACUUGAAAAUUGAUACACCGUGAGUUGAUUUUUAGAGCAUUUCGAGUCAAAAUUUGGUAUAACAAAGCCAGAAACUAAUUUUCAGAAAUGUGCUGUCAUCUUCAAUUCUUGAAUGUAUUCCAUGUGUCAUAAAUCUACUUCAAAAUCCCGCUGAUCAAAAACCCGAAAUUACUCAAUCAUCUCUGCGUCUCUUACCCUCUCUUUACUCUCUCAUCCUAUUUUUAUAUACAACACCGCAUGUUCCAAAUUAUCAUUUAUUGCAUCGAAGUGAUUUGAGAUCGAAAUGUUUGGAAGAAGUUGAAUGCGCUGAAAAUUUGCUGGAAAUUGUGGUAAAACAUGGAAAAUUGCCAUGGGAAGGAGGAAAACAGACAUAUGAAAUUGCAUCUGUUGAACUGUUUUUGUCAUUUUGUGAGUUUUGUUUUGGCGAAAAUUUGAAAAAAUGAGGGAAUUUGGAGCAUAUGGAACCCGAAAACUUGAAAAUUAUCGUUUUUUGAAGCAUUUUUGAGCCUGGAAAUGUGGAAAUUGGAAGAUUUUGAGUUACUGAAGAGCUUCGAACUGCAAAAAUUGCGAGAGCUACAGUAAUCCGACUUGCAAAAUAACUUCUCAAGCUGCAAGAAAUACUGUGAAAUUUUCUAACUUUAAAAAAGUUGAAGCUACAGUAACCCGAGUAGCAAAUACUUGAAUUCUGGAAAUUUUGAAAAUUUGGGGAUCACAAUCACCCGGACUGCAAGAAUUAUUGUAGAUUUCUACAAAACUAAAAACAAAACUGAAAAUUAUUGUUUUUCGAACUGCAAUGUGUACUGUAAAUAGAUUUAUGAACUGUAGAAUAUUCAAGCUACAGUAAACCGAACUGCAAAACAUCCACUAUUUUUAGGAUAAGAGUACUGUAGCUCGGCUUUUCCCUAAUUUUCAAUAAAAAUAUCAAUAUUCUUCAAAAUUUCCAGUAGAAAAACUAUGUGGAACUCUUCUAACUUCAAAUUUGGAAACACAAAAAAAUCUUCUUGAUAUGAUUGGUCGAUUAUUGAUUGAUAUCUCAACAAAACCAUUGGGUUUUGAAAGUGGAGCAGUUGGAAUUUCGGCUGUAAUUUUACCAUAUGUUCAAAAAUGGAUACGACGAAAUGACGUGGAAAAUGAUGUGAAAAUAUUGAAACAAGUGAUAGGAACUGUCACACAAAUUGUUAUUGAUUUUUUGAGCAGCAGCCAAUCACAAGAUGCCACGUGGAAAAAUCGAUUGAUUCGUGAUAUUUCGGCACUUUUUGUUGAAUGCGUGAGAUUUGAAAAGACUUGUGCUGUGAGUCCAGCUUAUUUUCGACUUUUGGCACAGAAUUUGGCUCAGGAUUUUGAGGAGGAACAGUGGAGAAUUUAUUCUGGAUUUUUGGCCGAAGCUAGGUGAGCAUUUUGAGCGCGCGCAGAGCUAAGCUCGAACCACUUUGAAACUAUCCUAAUUCUCAAUAUUUUCAGUCAUCUCUCACUUCGUCAUAUUCGCCUUCUAAAUUCAUAUUUUGUUCGCGGAAGUCAUGAUGAAAAUGGAGAUAUUGGAAGUGUCACCGCAUUUCAUCCAGCAAAUUUGCAAUUUCAACAAUUCCUUAUGGCUGUUCAAGUAUUUUCGUCAAAAAGAGGACUCGAAGCCCAGAAAGAUAACGAGCUCGAAAUAGGCUCAGGAAUACCAUUGCUCAUGUUAUCACAUGGUCCAGAAACACAUCGAAUCGAGAUUUCGUUGAUUGUUAGCAGUUUAUUGACACAUUGUUUAUUUAUUCAAUUGAUUGCUGCAAUUUUGUUAGAAGAUUUGGAAGAAUUAGGCCUGUUUUUAGGUCAAGUUUCAGGACUUGGCCUUAAUUUAAACCUGACUUCAAGCUCUCUCGAAACAUUUUAUAAAAUCCUCGAUAAAUCAGCUGAAAACUGUCUGGAAUUCCAGAAUCGUCCAGCAAUAUCAGAAUUACUAUCAAAAAUGAUUGGAGUAAAAUCAGCAAACCUACUGAAACCCCUAGUUUCAGCUAAUUUGAUAAAAUCAAUGAGUUUGCUGAAACUUGGAAAACACGCUGAAAUUUCCGAAGAAAUUGUAAAAAAUGCGAGAUUUUUGCGAGAAGUUGAGUUGGAAAUUAGUUCGAGAAGAAGUUUAGCGAGUCGCGAAUUCGGAGCCACCGAAUAUCAUUUGAUACCUGUUUUGGAGCAUGAUUUGGAAGAGGGGGAAAUCGGAUAUGCGAAUGGAUAUCGAUUAGUUUCGAAGGAUUUUGUCGAGGAGACUGUGACGGGUGGGUUGGGGUUUUAGGGAAAAAUUUGGAUUCUUGUUAAAUAUUUAACACACCCAUUUUUUGAAAUUAUCUAUCCUGAAAUAUACAAUAAAUCCAAAUUUUCCAUUUUCAGAAUACGAAAAACAUCGCGAACGUCUAAAACCCGAUCCACGAAAAAAUCCAUUCUUCAACAACCCAGCUGAAACAUCUGAAGAUCCGCCAGUUUCCGCGGAAAAAGAUCAGGAUUUCGACGAAGUACGACUUGCUGCAUAUCGUGAUAUUUGCCUAAUUCCAUUGAGAAGAAUAUUGGAUUCUGAGAAACUAGAUAAUUUGGAAAUUAUGAAACCCGCAUUUCAAGCUGUUUUGGAAUCUUCGCCCGAUUUAUCAGUUAGACAAUUAACCGGAAGAUAUAUUGAUUUGAUUUUUAGAAGGAGGACAAAUUGA
Caenorhabditis angaria is the source of this 7029-nucleotide messenger RNA. The record is from the annotation of a GenBank genome assembly. NCBI's taxonomy places the organism in Eukaryota, Metazoa, Nematoda, Chromadorea, Rhabditida, Rhabditidae.